CCCAUCUUAUUAAGCUCCAUAACAUCAUCAAUGUCUCCCUCAAAACAAAUGGCCUCGAUAGCAAUAUUUCUAUUCAUCUUGUUCUCACUUGUCAUUCCUAUGACAGCCAUUCCACUGAGAAAAUCUAGACCCUUGAAUCUACUCAGGCGAAUAAAUCGUGACGGUCCAUACCUUGGUCUCAUCACAGUCUACCCGCCUGAAGAAGAAGCUUUCUUUGCUACAAACGCCUUUAAGCCAAAUCCACGACAUCCUUUUGUUGACUUAUCGGGAAGAAGAUUUAGAGUAGGAAAGAUGAAUGAUAAGAGAGUUAUCUAUGUGAGAUGUGGAGUUGGAAUGGUGAAUGCGGCAGCAACCACACAACAAAUGUUUGACCUUUUUUACAUAAACGGAAUAGUACAUUUUGGUAUAGCCGGCAACGCCAACAAUUCCAUGUCGAUUGGAGAUGUUACCAUCCCAAAAGAAUUUGCGCACACGGGCAUAUGGGAUUGGCUAAAACCAAAUGGAACUCUCCCAUCUAAUGAUAUUGCACAUUUGGAUAUUGGAAGCUAUAAUGAGCCUAAAGAAGAAGGAAUCAAUCUCUUAGGCAGGAUUGGUUAUAGCAAUGAACAACUAUUCUCUAGUUUAAGCAAGCCGAAUGUUGCUGAAGAAGUAUUUUGGGUGCAGACAAACCGUGAUUGGGUCAAGUUGGCUACAAAUCUAGAGGGGAUGGAAUUGGAGAAAUGUGUAAACUUGAGUAUUUGUCUACCGGAGAAGCCAAAGCUGAUAGUUGGGCUUAGAGGGUCGACUUCGAAUAUUUUUGUGGAUAACCAAGCUUACAGAAAGUUUCUUUUCGACACUUUUCAUGUUUCGUCGGUUGAUAUGGAAAGCUCUGCCAUAGUAAUGGUGGGCUUGUCAAAUGGAUGUCAUGUAAUUGUUUUGAGGGGACUAUCAGACUUAGCUGGAGGACAGAAAGGGAAUAACGGAAUUUUCACAUUUGGGUCACUUGCAGCUCUCAAUGUUGCAAAAGCAGUUGUUCAGUUUGUCAAAAUAUUGCCAAAACAUGCCAAACGUGGAUGAUUGCAACUCACAAAGACAAAGUAAAUUACUGUUCUUUAAUUUCUUCCAUCUAAUAAUCUCAUUUUAAAAA
Impatiens glandulifera is the source of this 1126-nucleotide messenger RNA. RefSeq names its product bark storage protein A-like. The record is from RefSeq and is a predicted model, not a curated record. Gene Ontology annotation, biological process: nucleoside metabolic process. Gene Ontology annotation, molecular function: catalytic activity. Lineage: Eukaryota; Viridiplantae; Streptophyta; Magnoliopsida; Ericales; Balsaminaceae. The transcript is spliced from 5 exons. Bases 31 to 1056 code for a protein of 341 amino acids.